Molecule: messenger RNA, 1318 nt
Organism: Drosophila elegans
Lineage: Eukaryota; Metazoa; Arthropoda; Insecta; Diptera; Drosophilidae
Exons: 4
Coding region: 8-952 (314 amino acids)
Source: RefSeq, a predicted model, not a curated record
GCGAACAAUGAAUCAUUUGUGCUCGGAACAGUUGGAGGAAUCGUCCGCGAGUCCUAUUGUGCGACCCCAGGGAUUCAGUUUGGAGGAACUGCGUCAGACCUUGGGCCACUCUGUCAUUCGCGAUCAAUGCUAUUUUAUCUAUGGAACCAACAACGUUCUGGAGAUUAUUGCAGGAUUCAAUGAGCUGCUAAACCAGGAAGCUAUCGAAUUCGGAGCUGAGCAAUUGGCAUCGGUUUAUGUGACCGGAAUGAUGGUAUAUUUACUCCAUCACGAGGAUAUGGCAGGUACCCUGGUCAAGAGGACACUCUUCCUGCAAAGCUGCUUCGAUUACCUAGCCUGCGCCGAGGAAACACAUAUCCAUCAGAUAUGCGUGCAUAUGUUGGACCUUCUGGAUGCCAACAAUUCGGGCACAAUGCUCAACGUAAUCCAUGGCUGCCGAGUGGCCAGUCCGUUGAGCACGAUGGCCCGCGUGAUUGGAAACUGUCUGCUCUGGGCCAUGUUGGAUCGCCUCUCGAACUUGGGCCUGGACUCGCACCGGUUGCGUGCAUCUGGGACGCUGCUCCUCGUGGCCGCGGUAGUGAAUCCUCGGAUUUAUCUGCAAUCUUAUAUGCAUGCCCUGCAUCUGGUGGUUCGUUUGGUGUCCAGCCUUCUGGUUGUCGGACCACUGGGUGGCCACAGCCAGCAGUUUUGCCAGGAGACCGGUGUGCCGGAAGAAUUGAUGCAAUUCUCCAAGGAGGACGCAGCCAUUUUGGUUCGCUGGCUAAUCGUCAUCGUUGAGGAAAUGCGUCCCCAAAUGGUUGAGAGUGAGGAUUUGGGACACCUGGGCGAGCGACUCGUGCUUCUGGAGGCCGUUUGCGAGCUAAUGCAGCUUCUGCAUGGUCACUUGGUUAAAUGUCACCAAGAAAUAAACGCUCUACUCUCGACAUGGCAGAGCAACAGGAAUGAAAAUUGACCAUACAAAUAAAUCCACGUUGUUCUCACAAUAGUAAACAAUUUCCAUUAAUACGUUAACGUUUGCCGAAGUGGAAUUGUUGAAAAAAAAUCGAAAUAAAACUUAAUUGCAAUUUAAAUUGAUCUGCUUAUUUUUUCACUUGUCGAUUUAUACGGUUUUUUUUUAUCAUUUUUAUCAAAGAGCUCUGCUGUAACUGUAAUAUACAAUUAGUAAGCGGACAAAGUAGUUUAAUACAAAUUAAGUUAACAAUACUAGUACAAGAUAUUUAUUGAAUUGCUUUAAUUUUUGCACUUGUAAAAUAAAAUUCACAGUUCUUGGCCGACCUUUUCUCAUAUUAUUUCAUGAAAUAAAAUGUCCUAAGAUUUU